AUGUCCUUGAAAGCUCAAAUUGUUUACUUAUCCUUUUUCUCAAGAUGUUUGGUUCCUUGCGCAGAUUCUACUUUUCAGUUUCUCUUCGAACAAUGGAAAGACCAAUUUCCUCCAGGCUGCCUGCUGAAGGAAGCCUUUAUUGACCAACCAUUUGAAGAAGAUGCUUGUUGCUGCCACUUCAAUUUUAUCAAAGACAAAACUGAGAGCAGUGAUUCGGAGUUAGUCUUGAAAUACCAAUGGUUCAUAGGAGAGAGAACUCCUUCUAAUUUUAUUGUAAUUCCUGAUGAAACCAGAGGGGUGUACUGGCCAAAGCAUGAAGACAUUGGUAGAAUUCUGAAAGUGGAGUGUACUCCAAUUCUGGAAGAGACAGCGUACCCCACAAUUUUUGCAAUAUCUUCACCAGUAUCACCUGGUAUGUUUUUCAGCAUUAAAAUAUAG
This is a messenger RNA of Ilex paraguariensis (yerba mate), 438 nucleotides long. The record is from the annotation of a GenBank genome assembly. Lineage: Eukaryota; Viridiplantae; Streptophyta; Magnoliopsida; Aquifoliales; Aquifoliaceae.